GUGGCCUGUGCGGCCAGCUGGAGGGGCUCUUUUGCGGCAGGUGCUUCGGCCGAACCCCGAAGAGCGAGGUCGUGCACGGGACCGGACACAGGGAAGAUGCUGCGCGAGCGGACCGUGCGGCUGCAGUACGGGAGCCGCGUCGAGGCGGUGUACGUGCUGGGCACGCACCUCUGGACCGAUGUCUACAGCGCAGCCCCAGCCGGGGCCCAAACUUUCAGCCUGAAGCACUCGCAGCGUGUGCGCGUGGAGGUGGUGCGUGAUGGGCAAGCCGAGGAGGUAGCCACCAAUGGCAAACAGCGCUGGGCCCUCUCCCCCAGCACCACACUGCGGCUCACCAUGAGCCGGGCGAGCACUGAGGCCAGCAGCGACAAGGUCACCGUCAACUACUAUGAGGAGGAAGGGUUCAUCCCCAUCGACCAGGCUGGGCUCUUCCUCACGGCCAUUGAGAUCUCCCUGGAUGUGGAUGCAGACCGGGAUGGCGUGGUGGAGAAGAACAACCCAAGGAAGGCAUCCUGGACCUGGGGCCCUGAGGGCCAGGGGGCUAUCCUGCUGGUGAACUGUGACCGAGACACACCCUGGUUGUCCAAGGAGGACUGCAGCGAUGAGAAGGUCUACAGCAAGGAAGACCUCAAGGACAUGUCCCAGAUGAUCCUGCGGACCAAAGGCCCGGACCGCCUCCCCGUCGGAUACGAGAUUGUCCUCUACAUCUCCAUAUCAGACUCAGACAAAGUGGGCGUGUUCUACGUGGAAAACCCGUUUUUCGGCCAGCGUUAUAUCCACAUCCUGGGCCGGCGGAAGCUCUACCACGUGGUCAAGUACACAGGUGGCUCCGCGGAGCUGCUGUUCUUCGUGGAAGGCCUCCGUUUUCCUGAUGAGGGCUUCUCGGGCCUGGUCUCCAUCCACGUCAGCCUGCUGGAGUAUAUGGCAGAGGCGAUUCCCCUGACCCCCAUCUUCACGGACACCGUGACCUUCCGGAUUGCUCCGUGGAUCAUGACCCCCAACAUCCUGCCUCCUGUGUCGGUGUUUGUGUGCUGCAUGAAGGACAAUUACCUGUUCCUGAAAGAGGUGAAGAACCUGGUGGAGAAAACCAACUGUGAACUGAAGGUCUGCUUCCAGUACAUGAACCGGGGCGACCGCUGGAUCCAGGAUGAAAUUGAGUUUGGCUACAUCGAGGCCCCCCACAAAGGCUUCCCUGUGGUGCUGGACUCCCCCAGAGAUGGAAACCUGAAGGACUUCCCGGUGAAGCAGCUCCUGGGCCCAGAUUUUGGCUAUGUGACCCGGGAGCCCCUCUUUGAGCCUGUCACCAGCCUUGAUUCCUUUGGGAACCUGGAGGUCAGUCCCCCAGUGACCGUGAACGGCAAGACGUACCCCCUGGGCCGGAUCCUCAUCGGGAGCAGCUUUCCGCUGUCCGGUGGUCGGAGGAUGACAAAGGUGGUGAGGGACUUCCUGAAGGCCCAGCAGGUGCAGGCGCCUGUGGAGCUCUACUCGGACUGGCUGACCGUGGGCCACGUGGACGAGUUCAUGACCUUCGUCCCCAUCCCAGGCACAAAGAAAUUCCGGAUGCUCAUGGCCAGCACCUCGGCCUGCUACAAGCUCUUCCGAGAGAAGCAGAAAGAGGGCCAUGGGGAGGCCAUCAUGUUCAAAGGCUUGGGCGGGAUGAGCAGCAAGCGAAUCACCAUCAACAAGAUUCUGUCCAAUGAGAGUCUCGUGCAGGAGAACCAGUACUUCCAGCGCUGCCUGGACUGGAACCGUGACAUCCUCAAGAAGGAGCUGGGACUGACAGAACAGGACAUCAUCGACCUGCCUGCCUUGUUCAAGAUGGACGAGGACCGCCAGGCCAGAGCCUUCUUCCCAAACAUGGUGAACAUGAUUGUGCUGGACAAGGACCUGGGCAUCCCCAAGCCGUUCGGGCCCCAGGUUGAGGAGGUGUGCUGCCUGGAGACGCAUGUGCGCUCCCUGCUGGAGCCCCUGGGCCUCUGCUGCACCUUCGUCGACGACAUCUCCGCCUACCACAAGUUCCUGGGGGAGGUGCACUGCGGCACCAACGUGCGCAGGAAGCCCUUCACCUUCAAGUGGUGGCACAUGGUGCCCUGACCUGCAGGGGGGCUGUUGUGUGCCAGUGUGAUGGCUGGACCAGCCCUCGUGGUUCUCUUAUUACGAUUGCAAGAUGCCCUUUAGCAAUAAUUAUCUGGACACUUGGGGAAAAAAACAGAGCGUAUUACUUACAGGACCUGGAAAUUACCUGGCACACCUGGGGCCACACAGUGAGGUCAUGGGAAGAGAGAGAAUUCAUAGGAUUGGGGUUCUGCUUUUUGUGGGGGUUGAGGGGAGAUGCCUAGAGUUUUGAGGGCUCACCCAUUAUUGGUGAAUUUAAAACGUAAGAGUGGGAAUUUAAAGCGAGGUGAGAGAAAAAAAAACAAGUGGCCCAAAUGGUCAGUUAUCAAAAUCAACCAAGAUCUCUAAAAGAAAGGAGAUUCCAUGGUGGGAGGCAGCCUGGCUCUUUUUCUAGUCGUGUGGCUGCAAUACAUUUACCUGAGAUAGCCGUCUCUGAAGUGGUAGCCUCAGCCAUCAAAGCUGAGUCAGGCACUUGUAUUACAAACAGGAGAAAACCCACCUGUUGGGGCUUACACGACAGGGAGCUUGGCACCUCCCUUCUUCCCCAAGUCCUCCAGACUCUUCAUAACCCCCAGAGCUUCCCCCCUGCCUGACAUGGACUGGAGGGCCCCAUUAAGAGAGCUUUAGGAAGUGGGAAAGGAUUUGGGGUAUCCGUGCCUUGCCCUCCCUUGGAAGGGCCUCAGCAUCCACCAAAGUCACCUCCAGUGAGCCUCAACUCUGUCCUUCCUGAAAAUAGCUGAACAUUUGGCCAACAUCUGUAUAGCCCUGACAUGAAAAACAAAAUGAAACAAAAACCCAUGUACCCAAGCCAUUCCUCAGAGAAUCCUUAGCCUCCUGAACAAAAUCAAAUGAGGGGAGAAAGGAAGGAGGUUCUGGGAUGAUCAGUUCUCUUGGUAACCAUACCUGAAGGUCAAGGUAGAUUGCGUGGAAAGGGACUCCGGAACCUCCAGAUAUACCUUGAACUGCCAUCAUCAUUUUAAACCCUUGAAAUGUCCAGGUGCCACCCCCAAUUAUUCAUUCCUUACCAGCCUCCUUCAGAUCCCCUUGGCUUUCUCUCUGCAGUGUAGACACCAUUGGCUAGCCUCCCCAUUCCCUAAGGGUCCAAUAAUUGAGCUUAGAACCUUCCCUGGAAGCAGAUUUUAUCAAAGCAGCCUUCUCCGUUUUCGAGAUGCCUCUACGCCUCAUUUUCUCAUGGACCCAGGCUCUCCCAGAUGCUUGGAGGUUUCUCCCCAAACCAGCAUCCUUGUGGCCUGAGAGUUCGGUGUGUAAAAAUGCCGCAGGGUGAGCCUUAUCCAUCUUCUCUUGCCAGGUUCUUGAGUCUCUGGCCAGUCCCUGAGCUCCCUCCUCUCACGGCCUCCACUUCCUAUUCCGAUGCCAUCUCUCCAGGCAGCUAGACAAGGACUUCUUCCCCACCAGCCAGGCUCAGACCAGCCCCCAGGACAUAAUCCAAGACCCACCCCUCCUCUCCAGACAUCAGCCCCCACACACAAAGAUCGUGUCCUAGCUCCCAGCCGGAACAGCCAGUUCUGGGCCAGCUGCUGGCCUUAGAAACAGGCUGAUUAUCUCAUUGAAGUUCACCAGUGCAUUUGCUGAAGACCUCAUUUGGGCAUAAUCACAUUAAUUCUUUAGCUCCAACUGAAACGACUCAGUUUCAACCAAAAAAAGUUCCUUUAGGGCCAGCCGAUUCUGGAGAAUAAGUGAGUUAUAAUUCCCUUUUGAGAGUUAAAAAAGAACUGAUUUAUAACCAAUGAAAAGUUUAUAAAUUUGUAUUCUUGGAGAAGGCAGUUUUCUUCUUGGAUUAUUCACUCGUUCAACAAACAUGUUGUAUGCCUACUAAGUACCAGACAGAGUGGGCUCUGAGGAUACAGUGUUUAGUAACAAACUGGGUUUGGUCCCUGCUUCAUGGGGCUGGUCAGUUCCCAACCUAUGGCACCCACAUUUAAAUGGCCAGCAUUUGUUCUUUCAGUGUAGGGUCUUUAGAAAUACCAAUCUGCUACAUUCAGGAAAUGCACAGGACACAGAUCUUCCAGAAAGUACUAUCUCAGUGAAAUGAGAGGGGUGGGUCUUCUUUAAACAGGCCUCCUUCCCAUUCAGCUGGGCCAGUACCACCCAACAGAUCAGACCCCAGAGACUUCAGAAGCUGUUGUCCCCCCUUUGGGGACAGUGGUUCCUGCCUUUGGGGGCCAAACCCCCAGAUCUCUCCAACCCCAGAGCUGAAGACACCAAGUGCCUAUUUGUGGGUGUUUAUCUGGAAACUUAGAGUUUGUCAUGUGCGUGUGUGUUUGGUUCAUUUGGGGUUUUGGGCUUUCUUUCAUUUUUUUCUAGUCUACCUUAAAGGGAAGUGAGUGCUUCCCACAUGGAGACAGCAUGUUUUUAUAGAUUUUUCUAAGGCUCUCCCCAUCAAUAAGUCAGUAAUUUCUAAUGAUUCUGGAGACCCCAGGAUUCAGACACCCAUUCCCAUCUUGCUUGCCCACUCGUGUGACUACCUUUGACAUGGAUGUCCCCCCAGCCGCCUUGGAUUUGUUGCUCUCCCCCGCCCACCACUUUCUAUAAAUGUAGGCCAAGAAUACACUUCUGUGUUGCAAAACUCAGCUAAGUUCCUGUUUCAGUCAUUAUUUUGAAAUAUUUGCCUAUAAAGAGGGCAGGUGGUGUCGUGAAGAUGGCAAGAAGCAGGCCACUGUUUCAACUUUCUGGACAAGAGGCCAUGAUGGAGAUCAAAAGAUGUUUGGGGAAGAGCCUGAUUAAACAGCAAUAAAUAAAAUUUUUAAAAAUAAAAUAAA
Camelus dromedarius (Arabian camel) is the source of this 4895-nucleotide messenger RNA. It is a transcript of the gene PADI2, whose product is annotated as peptidyl arginine deiminase 2. The record is from RefSeq and is a predicted model, not a curated record. Bases 97 to 2094 code for a protein of 665 amino acids. Gene Ontology annotation, biological process: chromatin remodeling. The transcript is spliced from 16 exons. NCBI's taxonomy places the organism in Eukaryota, Metazoa, Chordata, Mammalia, Artiodactyla, Camelidae. Gene Ontology annotation, cellular component: nucleus; cytoplasm. Gene Ontology annotation, molecular function: histone arginine deiminase activity; calcium ion binding.